AAUUCUAAAUAUGAGUGGUCCUGCUUUAUUUUAAACGCUCACCUGCCGACCGGAUGCGACACACCUUUUGAAUGCGUUACUGCCGCUCCUAUCUGUUAACGCUUCUGCGGAAUGCGCGUGCGUAAAGUUUGAGCAGUUCGUCAAAGUUGGAUAUGUGGCCGUUGUCGAGGCAUCUAUCAGCUUUGCCCCUGCUAGUUGCCUUCUGUGCACUUUCCAGCCAUGGCCAACAUGACGUCACCUGGUGCACUGUUAGUGAUGCAGAACACCUGAAGUGCACAGAGUUUGCUGAGGCAGUGCGUGUAAGCCGCCUAUUCUCUCUAACACUCAAAUGCAAGCGGGCUGCAUUCAAGGAUCAGUGCAUGAAUUUUCUGGAUAAUGGUCAAGCCAACCUGGUGGAACUUGACCCUGGCGAGGUCUACACGGCUGGGCGUUUUCACAGUGUUAUCCCUAUCCUGGCUGAACGCUAUGGCAGAGAUAGAGACGCUGGCUACUAUUCAGUGGCUAUCAUUCACGCCCGGUCCGAGUUUCGCUCACUGAAUGAUCUGAGGAACAAGUCUGUCUGCUUUACCAGUGUGGGUGACAUGGCUGGCUGGGUGGUUCCCAUGGCGACACUGAUCCACGAGAACGUCCUUGAAGUAACUGACUGCAACAACCUUGUCAAAAGUGCUGCUUCAUUCUUUGGCCCAAGCUGUGCACCAAACUCUCUGAUUGAUAAGCACAACCCAACAGGUGACAACCCACAGAAGAUGUGCGAGUUGUGCAUGGGGCGCCCAGGCGAGCGAUGUUCGGGUAAUGACCCAUUUUCUGGCUACCAAGGUGCACUGCACUGCCUCAUGGAAAAAGGGGAAGUAGCCUUUGUGAAGCACACCACACUGGAUGAAAUGUUCCUGGGCCAGCCACCUCCAGAUCGAUUCCGACUUCUUUGUCCAAGUGGCGAGACAGCCCUGCCGGACCAAUACCGCACCUGUAACUGGGGCAGAGUACCACCAAACGUGGUAGUCACAACUUCAGACACACUGCCUCAUGUUCGUGUGCAGUACCAAGAGUUCCUUAAGCUGGCAGUGCAAACCUUUGGCAAGCCUCCUAUGGGGCAGCUGCCAUGGUUCUACCAGAGUCACUCAGACAGUGGCGGCUACAAUAUAAGCCCUACCCCUCACUGGAGUCGAGUUUUCAACCAGAGCUGGGCAGCUGGGCAGCAGACGCCUUCCUGGAAUGGCCCGCUUACAACUGAUCGCCCAUUCUUUGUCAACAUGACAGAGAUGUCCAAGUUCUACCUAUUUGCAAGUGGGAGCCGCUAUGGCAAUGCUACCAAUCUACUGCUGCAAGACUUGACAACAGAGCUGGUGCCACUCAAUGGAUAUGAACAGACUUUCACUGGUUACCUUGGAAGAUAUGUGGAGCCCUUCACAAAGCUGCGCAGGUGCCCCGUCCCUCCUGCUGUGCUUUGUGUGGUUUCAGAAAAGGAGGUGGAGAAAUGCCAUCGCAUGAGGACAGCCUUCAAGUCCCAGAUGCUGAAGCCAGACCUUAACUGUGUGCGUAGCCAUAGCCACCUGGGUUGCAUGCACAUGAUACGAGAUGGCCUUGCAGACCUUGUUGUUCUUGAGGCAGGCGACAUAUACCGAGCUGGACAUUCUUUUGGCCUCAUCCCAAUCAUCACCGAGCAGUACAACUUAGAUGAGCCAUACUACUACGCUGUCGCCGUGACUCUCCAAGGGGACAAGGAGACCGAUCUGUUGUACCUCAAAGGUAAAACAUCAUGCCACACUGGCAUCAAUCAGGCUGCUGGAUGGGUGGUGCCGUUGAGCUUUCUCAUCAGUAAUGAGCGCAUGCGGUCCUAUGGCUGUGAUUCAGCACGCUCUGCCUCAGAAUUUUUCUCCAAGAGCUGUGUGCCCGGCGCUCUUUCCCGUGAAUUUGUGGGCUCGGAGCGGAGCUACAAGAACCUGUGUGAUCUCUGCCAUGGAACCAGCACUCAUUUCUGCGGCCGGGAUGCUUCGGAGCCCUUCUAUGGCCAUACAGGUGCCUUCCGCUGUCUUGUUGAGGGAGGCGGCCAGAUUGCAUUUGUCAAGCACACAACUGUCUUUGAAAACACAGCUGGUCGCAACAGUAUGUGGUGGGCACGCAACAUUGCACUUGGUGACUUUGAGCUGGUCUGUCGUGAUGGCUCACGCCAGCCACAGGACAAGUAUGUCCAGUGUAACCUAGGGAAAGUGGCAUCCAAUGCCAUUGUGACUAGCCCGAACAAACCGCAAAGCAUGAUCGACGCCUACAUCAACCUUUUUGUGUAUGCACAGCAGUUCUAUGGUUCCAAGUACAGCGAGGAUUUCACAUUCAAAAUGUUUGUGUCAGAGGCUGCACAUCGAGACUUGAUAUUUCAAGAUUCAACGCAGCAGCUAAAACCAGUGCCUUUACAUAGGCGCAACUAUGCAGACUAUUUGGGCAGUGACUUUCUUCAAGCAGUCCGUCUUGUGGACUGCUCUGGAGGUUCAAGUGGUGUUCAGUUGUCAAUAGCAAUCAUGUUGAUCUGCAUCCUUUCUCUGAAAUUCUGGGCAUAGUGGUGCUUCAUCUCACUGUUGCUGAAAGACUGCUCGAGCCUUUUACUGUGAAAAAGGCUCCAAACAGUGCUCAUAUUUUUUGUAUAAAUUAAGCGACGUGACCCAAGUCAUGUCAACUUGGAGCUGGGGAGGAGUUUUGUACCAGGAAUUACCAGCUCCAAACUUGUUUAAUGUCAAACGCUCUUUUUAUAGCUGUGGAGGGAAGUGGCAUGUGAGUUCUGAUGUGUUGAGCUUUGCUUUUUAAAGGCUUGCCCUUGCCAUGGGUGGCUAGUGAAGUAUCCAUCAGCUGGAGCUGAAAGUUCCAAGUGUAAGAUAUUUUCAGUGGUAUGAAUCAUGAUGGGCAACUGCGGUUGCUUAGUGGCUAUGGUGUUGGGCUGCUAAGCACGAGGUCCCAGGAUCGAAUCCCGGCCACAGCAGCCAUAUUUCUAUGGGGACGAAAUGCGAAAACACCCGUAGAUUUAGGUGCACGUUAAACGAACCCCAGGUGGUCCAAAUUUCUGGAGUCCCCCAUUACGGCGUGCCUCAUAAAUCAGAUCCUGGUUUUGGCAUGUAAAACCCCAUAAUUUAAUUUUUUAAUUUAACUUUUCAUCAUUGUAAUACUGUGACUGCCAAACAGGGAAUAAGCUUUCUUUCUUUCUGCUUGUAUGCAUGAAAAAAUGAGGGGAGGAAAGAAGCAUUCUGUUUAAUGAGUUAAGUGUUAAUGAGUUUAUGGAGUGUAAUCUCAUAGGAAGGCUGCACUUUGCAGCACACUUGUCAACAGAAUCAUCUGAGGCUUUUUAACAUUGUUAUUUACACAAAUGUUGCACAUAGUAUAUGUUUAAAAACCUGACAUGGACUUUCUGUGGUCUUGGUAUAAUCAACUUCUGCUGCCUUUCCCUCUCCCCAAAAAAUACAAUUCACUGCUCUUUCCCCCCCCCCUUCUUUCUUACUUUUUUUUCAAUUAUUUGAUUUGCAUGGGACCCCAAUGAAUGCAUUCAUGAUGGACUUUCGUGUCAUGAAAGAAAAAUUUGUCGUCCCCUUGCUUUUAGCUUUUAUUGGGUCACGUAUGUUGAUUCUGGGUGUAAAAUUGCUUCAUGUAUGGUGAUUAUGCCAAACGUUUCACAUAACUGAAACUUUUUAAAAGGUGGUAUGUCGUAGGUAGUCCUGGUCUGCAGCUUGUUUUGGGAAGUCACACUAAGUUGUAGCGUGGCCUAUUUAACUGGUGAAGAUCAGUUAUGAAACAUGAAAAAAAAAACUUAAACUGCCUGCACUCUUGCAUGCAUGGAUUAUAGCACUUUCACCUGUGUGUUCAACUAAAAAGCCUGCAGUGCUAAGUGUUUUGGUAAGCACAGGCCAUGGUAUCCAGUGUUGACCAAACUGUUAACAUUGGCAUUCUAAAAACAAAAACUGUGGCCAUAGCCGUAAAUUGUGCGCCAUAGGCAGAUGACAAGCAAGGUAGACAUUUGGGCAAGUUGGUAAGGUUCCUUGUUGAAGUAAGGGAGAGUGAUCAACUUAUAUGAAGCCGAAGAAAAGGUAAGUGCUUCUGUUGUCCUUUUCUUUCGCUUCAUAUGUGUUGAUUGCACUCCCCUACGUCACCAUGGACAAAAGCAAAUAUGUAGAAAUAGGCUGCUUUUGUUAAAGCUACAGUCUGUUACAGUCCAAACAUUUAAAAAAGAAUGUUUUAAAAAUUUCAGAGAAAACAUUUGUAAAGUUAUUUUCAGUUCUUUACCUUUGAGGCACCCAUUAAACAUGAAAUUGCAA
This is a messenger RNA of Dermacentor albipictus, 4292 nucleotides long. RefSeq names its product transferrin 2 (gene Tsf2). NCBI's taxonomy places the organism in Eukaryota, Metazoa, Arthropoda, Arachnida, Ixodida, Ixodidae. The record is from RefSeq and is a predicted model, not a curated record. Gene Ontology annotation, cellular component: recycling endosome; early endosome; extracellular region. Gene Ontology annotation, biological process: iron ion transport.